Ictalurus punctatus (channel catfish) is the source of this 3655-nucleotide messenger RNA. It is a transcript of the gene etaa1a, whose product is annotated as ETAA1 activator of ATR kinase a. NCBI's taxonomy places the organism in Eukaryota, Metazoa, Chordata, Actinopteri, Siluriformes, Ictaluridae. The transcript is spliced from 7 exons. The record is from RefSeq and is a predicted model, not a curated record. Bases 886 to 3126 code for a protein of 746 amino acids.
UCCGUUGAGCCAAAAUGUAGUUUUGGGCAGUACCGAGACUGGCGUUUCACCUCAGGGCGGAUAUUUCAUGAAGUCUACCUGAACAAUGGUUCUGUCUGAUGAAUCACUGACCGCACCUUUAACCCGUUACAUCCUCAUCUUAUUAUCCAGCUGUUCCUUUAUGAAGCGAAUUAUUCUGUACGCGUCUUUUACCGGAAGUGAACUGGACUGGAGCUCGACUGGGACCAGGUCAUACGAUGAAGUGCAGACGUUUGUGCAUGCUCGUGACAGAAGGAAGAAGACAAGGAAAUGCUGUUCAUAACAGCAAUACGUGUAGUGCGUGGGGAUCAAUGAAAGGCGCACGCAUAUUUCACACGCGGUCGUGUGAAUAACACGUAACACGCGUGAAAAACACGAGAAGGUGCAUUCGACGCAUGCCACGCUCUGGAGUCGUAGAUGUGAACUCGAGUGUCAAGAUGUGAUGACGUGAAAGCGUCGAGCGAAUCAGGUCUGGGGACUGAGAGGAAACUUUGUUCCUAAAUACCUCCUGAAGCAGACUUACAUGUUCCCUUUUUCCAUUCGGAUAAACGUAGGGGGUGAAAACUUUUGCACUCUUGCGGAUGGAGCGCGGAAUAAGUGUCUUACCACCGUGUUUUGGCCACGUUACAGCAGACCCCCCCUAAAAAAAAAAAAAAAAAAACGCUCCAAAAGUUGUAGGAUUUAUGAAUCCUGACGUCACCUUCGUGCUCUUUUUUCACGCACACAGACCCGAGGCUCCUCUAAUCAACGAGCGAUGACAUCAUCAGGAUGAAAAAGCUGAACUGGGUCUAUUCGGGAAAUCUCAGACUCCAAUAAUCCACUAGUGCAGAGAAGACUCAUCUAUCAACUAAAGCGUCGGGGAACAGCAUGAAUGACGGGAGGAAGAACUGCAGCUCGACGCCGGAGGAAAACCAUGAUCAGACCGAGCUCCUGAGAAUAACACAGAACAAAAAAAUAAAAACAAACAGACUGAAGAGGAGCCCGAAAACAAACCAGACCCAGAAAUCAGACGUUACUGAUUUUAAAGCUGAAGCAGAUUUCAAAACACCGACCCGUGUACCGAAGGUCGGUUUCAGGAGCUUUGUUACUGACGAAUCCCCAAACAACGAUUCUGAAUUUCAGCAUGAAAUCAUCUGGGAUCCAACAUCACCUGCGACUCCUAUCAGGACUGGACGGGGCCGGAGGCGGACUGCUGUUUUCAAAGCAGUGGACAUAUCAGACAUCGUCGACAGGAUAGCUCCAAAGAACAAGAGGCCGGAGGAGGCGGAGUCGUCUUUGCUGCAGUGGAUUGGGGACACGGCCGUUCCGUGCACUCCAGAAAUCCGAGAGCCCAGGACCAAGCCCAAACCAGCGAGACAAAACCCUGUGGAUGACCUGCUGAAGUUAGCGAAGCAGUUCGACUUCAACAUGAUCCAACAGGAAGAAGUUCAUCUCCGACCAAACCGUCAGAGCUCUGCGGAAGACAUGCAUGAAGUCCAAGAUCUGUUUUUCGAUGAGAAUGACCCACUAGCUUCGCCACAGACUCGCUCUGAAGCUGAGAGACCACCACUGGGUUUGGAGGACACCACAACGAACGGCGAUGGUCCUGUGGACGAUCUAGGUCUUAUACAGGAAAUGGAAGACGAUCUGGAUUUGCUCUUCGAGGGUUCGACGCAGCAGGUCAGUGGUGGCCUGAGCGGUCUCAGCGCUCGUUCUCAGGACGUGGGUAAAUUCGCUCCCCAGUUUGGAGUGGAUCUUGCCCCUAGAGCGAAAGCUGACUCGUUAAACGUGUGUGGCGCCACUCUGGUGGGCGGAGCUUCUGAGUCAAGCACCCUUGGCGUGUUCAUGGCCGCACCAAUCCUCAGCACGAUCAAGCAGGUGGGAGUAGUUGAUGAUUUCGAUGACGACUGGAACGACGACGAUUUGCUGGACAACUCGCUGGUGAUGGAGAUGACCCAAAACCCGGAGCUGUUCUCCGCACCCCAGCAUAGCUCGACACAGAAACAGACGAACAAAAACGAUGGCUUGGCAAACACCGUUUACCGCCAGAACAGUGAUAAAGAAUCGAAGUCUGAAGAAGCGCAAAGGUUGAAUCAGAGACCCGAGAGCUUUCAGCAUGGCCAACAUUGGAGCAAGGCCACAGGAAAUGAGAAUGCUAGGCAAAGUGGAUUUCUUGCAAAAACCAAUCCAGAAAAGCAGGUUUUUCCUUCCAGCAAAGUUCCAUCAAUUGUUCCUGGUACCCAUAGGGUAUCUAAAACUAAUUCUCAACCCAAGAAAACAAUGGAAAUCAAACAGCCAUUAGCAGCCACCAUGUGGAAGGUUCAAUCUGCGACUACACCCUCAUUAGUUUCCAGAUCGGACCAAUCUAGAUCUGUUCCUGCAGUCACAAUAUCAACCACUCCCACUUUCAGGAUCAAUAAGGUCACUGAGGAGAAGGAAAACCGCCCAACCAUGGAAGACGAUGACCUCGCAGCCGAGGACCUGGACUCCAUCUUUGCAUCGGACGACAUCUGGGACGACGGUGCAGACGACGAUGACCUGUUCUGCGAAGCAUGCGAGAAGGUGGAAGAAUCCAUGGCUGAACCGGAACCUCCCCCGGAAGCGUCCAUAUCAAAACCGACACCCCAGAGGAGUCGUAUGCAGAGUAUUCAGAACGCCAAGGGUAAACGCGAGCGCGUGUUUGUGCGGUCAUCUCCAUCUCACGCUCAAAUGUAUGACCGUAGCGCUACUGGGAACCGAGCGCCAUUGAGUACCAAAGUUCUUCCUGGAGCACGUAAUAAUCCCACUUCUGCACCGGACAACAGCAUGAUGAAGUCGUCUGAUAGAAUGUACAAGUUUAGCCAUGUUAAAAGCGCUACUGGAACAGGAAGUGCUGCCUAUAAUGCAGCAAGACAGGUUAGUGAGAGCGCCACGGCAACCACCGUCCAAUCAUAUCAAAGCAUUCAAGGUGACCGUCAGUCCAGAAAGCCUUAUAGCACCUUUAAGGAAGCACCAGCUGUUUCCAAAGAAGUGAAUAAAGCGGUGGUGACGAGAUGCAGCGACGCUGAGAUCGAGAGGAAGAAGCAGCAGGCCGUGGAGAGGCGGAGACUCCGAAUGCAGGCCAAUCAGAACCUUCGAGCUCCUGUAUGAUGUCACGUAACCACUCGGGUGCACGAAACUGACCCGGUGAUGGUGGAAGGUCUAAACCGUCCAACACGCUGAACACUAAUUUGCCCUGUUCGGGGAUGACCGAGUGGACUGGAUCUUCUCACGGUCAGUUUUUCAGAACAGAAUCUCUAACAGCUGAGUCUCAGCAGGGGCUCGUCCGCUGAACGUGUUCUGCUCCGGACCUCAGAAAUCCACACUGUAGCUACGGGAAAUCGGGGGACGUUUGGAAAUUUUCGCAGCACACCUGUCGCUCUGGCACUUUUGAAUGGUUGUAGUGUUCGUAUGAAAAUCUUCCUCGCUGUCUCCAAGUCUUGAUUGUCUUUCAGCUUUAUUCAUCACGAAACUGGUCCUAAAUUCUUUCUAAUUUUUUUACGUCUUGUAGAAAUGUGUGUUAUUUUCGUUGCACAGAAGAAAGAGAGAUCCAAACCUCCAAAUUCUCUCGUAGUGAAGUGAAUAUUUUAAUAAUACUGUUUUAUGUCCAUUCUAUUAAAAUUAUCAGCAAAAACCUGUC